AUGUCAUGCGCGCGGCUCAUGUCCGCCACCAGCCGGCCGAUGACCCGCCAUCCAAUUUUACAGUUCGCCCCGAGCCGUUCGUUCACUGGCUUGCGCUCCAAGGCCCUCUUCGCGCACAGCUCAUGCGCGCAACUCAUGCUCAUGCGCGCAGCUCAUGCUCAUGCGCGCAGCUCAUGCUCAUGCGCGCAGCUCAUGCUCAUGCGCGCAGCUCAUGCUCAUGCGCGCAGCUCAUGCGCGCUACCAGCCGCCCGUUCGCCCCAAGCCCGUGCUGAGCGCCAAAGGCCCUCGUCGCGCACGUGGCUUCCCCCACCACAGCGCUGCCGCGAGGCCCUGAUAGGGUUCUCCUCUCCCUUCUCCCUGCCCCUCUCUCCUUUUCCCUGCCCCUCUCCUCCCCUUCCUCCUUCCCCCGCUUCUCUCCCCCUCUCCCAUACGGCCAUCCCCUCAGGAGGCGCACUGGCAGCAGCACGAGCAGUAGGGGCGUCCCACUGGCGGCGGCACGAGCAGGGGGGCGAGUGCGCCCGCUUUUCACUGCAGCUGCAGAAAGCACCGGCUGUGCUCGACCUGCCCUUUCCUUUCCUGCACGAUUCUGUCAUCCAGGGGCGUCACACCGUGUGCUCCUUCCUCUCCUCCUCCCUCCAUGCGAGCCCACUGACCCUACACUGCCGUGGAGCAGGGGCGUCACACCGUGUGCUCCUUCCUCUCAUCCCGCCACCUGCAUGCCUGCGGACCCUACGCUGCCCUCUGUGGUCCGGCCAGCUUGCUGCACUCUCUCCCAGCAGCCCAUCAGCCCCUUCCGCCGCCCGUGCUGCACCUGCACCCCCAACGUCUCCCUCUCUUUCCCCGCGCGUGCACCCCACACAGCCCCCUUCCAUCCCGCCUCCCCCCUUCUCCCCGCUCGCCUGGAGCGACUACUACCUCUGGAGGGGCCUUCCCCUCCACUCGCCCGCUGCGCUGCUGCUGCACACGAGCGAUGGUGACAACGAUUCAUGCAUUCACCAUCCCACCACACUUCUCAUCCCACCACACUCCUCAUCCCACCACACUCCUCAUCCCACCACACUCCUCAUCCCACCACACUCCUCAUCCCACCACACUCCUCAUCCCACCACACUUCUCAUCCCACCACACUCCUCAUCCCACCACACUCCUCAUCCCACCACACCCACCACACUCCUCGUCUCACCACACUCCCCACCCCACCCCAUUGCACCCCCCAUCCCCAAAACUCCCGCUUGCCCACUCCCCCCCACACCAGCCGCUCACCAUUUUCCAUCUUUCCCCUUGCCCACCUCCCUCUCUCCCCCCACCCACCAGCCACUCACCAUCCUCCUCGCCCUCCACCUGCUCCACCAGCCCGCCCCACCCCCUCCUCCUGCCUUCCCUGCCACCACUCUUGCCUCGGACCCGGAGCACACGCCCUCUUACACUGCAGCUGGGAGGGAGCGGAGGGAGGGACAAGAGGGACAAGAGGGACAAGAGGGACAGGUGCAGCGUACAUGUGCAGAGGGGCAGCGGCACCAUCAAUGCCAGAGGGCAGACAGGGAGGCUCAAGAACCAGCCGCACUGGCAGAGCUGCGAGUGCUCCUGCCCAGAGUGGACAUGUGUCUUCACCUUAUUGGCCCCAACAUACCCGCACACAUGUUCACUCCUUGCGCCAUGCACCCGUAUGCCCUACGUGUUUGCUCCACGUGCCACCCAUCUCCAUGCCUUAACUCCUCAUCCUCACAUCCUCUGCCAUCCCCACUGCCCUCACACCACACCUCCCCACUGCCCUCUCACUACACCUCCCCACUGCCCCCGCACUACACCUCCCCACUGCCCUCGCCGCGCCACACCCUCAGGCACGGCAAGCGAAUACUCCUUCAGCAUCCUCCCGACUUUGAGCCCCGCGAGCCACAACCAGCCGAGCCACAACCUGCCGAACCACAAUCAGCCGAGCCACAACCUGCCGAACCACAACCAGCCGAGCCACAACCUGCCGAACCACAACCAGCCGAGCCACAACCUGCCGAACCACAAAUUACCGGGCCACAACCACCAGAAACAGCAGGAGGGGCAGCAGGCGUAGCAGUGCACUUCCACCGCGGCCUCUACCACCACGUGCUGCCCUCCCUUGCCUGCUCGCCACUCACCACCGCCCCCACUUCCGCGCUUGCCACUCCACCCAUCACUGUUGCAAUGCGCCCUUGCAGCCCUUGCACCUCACUACGCCGCCCUCACCACCCGACCUCUCUCCCUCACAGCGACCAGCCCCAGCAGCGUUCGCAUCUCCCCCAGUCAUCCCAUCAGCAGCUUCGGUCCUGCCACUGCCCCACGCUGCUGUUCCUUCCCAACGCGGGCCUGCCUGCCUUCCCCUCCUGGCGAGACACGCUGACCCUCUUGCUGCAGUGGAAGCUGCCAGCACUAAUCACGGCCCACAGCCACGAGGCAGCACAGCCAGUACUCACAGCAUCGUGCUGCCCCGUCCCCCCUCUCCUGCAAGGUGCCAGCGCUGAUCACGGGUUACAGCCACGAGGCAGCACAGAGAGCCAGGGAGGGCGGGAGGCAGGAAGGUCCUCAUGCUGCGCGGUGGGCUGCCAGCGCUCAUCACGAACUACAGCCAUGAGACAGCACAGAGGGCUGCACCGUGUGCCCCCUCCCCUUCCUCCCAGUCCUCACAUCAUCGUGCUACCUUGUCCCCCUCCCCCUCUUCGGCCUCCCGCCAGGUCCUCAUGCUGCGCAGUGGGCUGCCAUCAGUCAUCAUGGCCCUCAGCCACGAGGCCGCACAGCGAGCCAGGGAGGCAUGGUAGCGCCACAGGCGACUCAGCCAGCCCUCACAGCACCAUGCUGUCUCAUCUCUCCCCUCACAGCACCAUGCUGUCUCAUCUCUCCCCUCACAGCACCAUGCUGUCUCAUCUCUCCCCUCACAGCACCAUGCUGUCUCAUCUCUCCCCUCACAGCACCAUGCUGUCUCAUCUCUCCCCUCACAGCACCAUGCUGUCUCAUCUCUCCCCUCACAGCACCAUGCUGUCUCAUCUCUCCCCUCACAGCACCAUGCUGUCUCAUCUCUCCCCUCACAGCACCAUGCUGUCUCAUCUCUCCCCUCACAGCACCAUGCUGUCUCAUCUCUCCCCUCACAGCACCAUGCUGUCUCAUCUCUCCCCUCACAGCACCAUGCUGUCUCAUCUCUCCCCUCACAGCACCAUGCUGUCUCAUCUCUCCCCUCCCGUCGGGUCCUCAUGCUCAUUCAUCACGGACUUCAGCCACGAGGCAGCAGAGAGGGCCCGCGAGGCGCUUUGCUCGCUUGCUGCUGAGGUGCAGCAAGGUGGUGGCACGGGAGGGGCAGCGGCGGCCUCUGGUGGUGCUGUGCUGCAGCCUGUCGUCAGCGAGGUGCGUCUGAACCCCUUCCGCAUGCCCUUCGCCCAUCCCAUGGCCAGCCUCGCCCUGCCCUCCCUGCCCAACUGCUUCUACUUCACUCUCACGUUCCCUACCGCACUCACUAGUGCUCAUGCUGACGCAUGUGCUGAUGCAUGCGCUGCAGAGCCGAGUGCAUGA
Messenger RNA from Closterium sp. NIES-65, 3534 nucleotides. The record is from the annotation of a GenBank genome assembly. Lineage: Eukaryota; Viridiplantae; Streptophyta; Zygnematophyceae; Desmidiales; Closteriaceae.